Messenger RNA from Rotaria sp. Silwood2, 1398 nucleotides. Lineage: Eukaryota; Metazoa; Rotifera; Eurotatoria; Philodinida; Philodinidae. The record is from the annotation of a GenBank genome assembly.
UAUUACAAAAUGAGAUCUCAUCUAAUCAUACAUCAUUUGAAAGGGCGUCAGGAGUACUCAAACUUUAUAUAAAUACCUUUGGUCUGAGAUCACUCUUUGUUUGCGUAUGUAUUAAUUUUUGUCAAGCCUCAAAACUUAUGAAACACCCUGUAUAUAAUUUCAUCUAAUGAAUCUUGUAAUCAGCACUUUUACAUGUCUAUCAUCAUAUUAACUCUUUCGACUAAUUGAAUUUUCAGAAAAACUACACAUGUUCGUUUAUAUAUAUAUAUAUAUAUAUAAGAAAUAAAGAUAUUGAAAUAAAUAGAUAAUGGACAGAUAUCUGCUAAUUUAUUUAAUCAAUAAUUAUAAAGUCCAUUAAAUAUUUUUUUCUCAAAUAAUCAAAAGAAUCUUCUUUUGCUCAUUGUCAUAUAGCACGUUGUUUAUUUAUUUAAUUCUAGAUAUAAAACAAAUAACCCUAUUAAUACAUCAUAUAAUAAUAAACUAAUGAAAUCAGUUUUUGAACAUUUAUCAAAUGAAAUUAUUUUUGAAGUAUUUGAAUAUCUCGAUCUUUAUCAUGUUUAUUAUGGUUUUUUUUCUCUUAAUAAACGAUUUAAAUAUUUACUUGUUGAUUCAAAUAUUCUAAUAAAAAUCAAUACUCUAGCAAUAUCAAAAUCAAAAUUCGAACAUUAUUAUCAAAAUAUUAUUAAUCCAAAUAAAAAUCGAAUAAAUAUUCUUCGUUUAUCAAAUCAAUUUACUGUUGAUAUUGUUUUUUCACCACCACAUAUAAUUUCAGAAUUUAUUCAACUUGAAAAAUUAAUUCUUGAUAAUAUUAAUAUGAAUAAUUUAUAUGAAAUUUUUCAAGAAUUAAUGUCUUUAUUUAAUUUACGUUCAUUAACUCUUAAUAUAGCUGAAUAUGUAGAUAGUUCAAUUGAUAUUUUUUCAAAAUUAUUUCUUCUACCAAAAUUAAAAUAUUGUUAUAUAAAAUAUCAAAUCAAAAGUGAUUAUAGUCCAUUAUCUAAUUAUUUAAAUAUUAGUUCAAUUGAACAUCUAAUCAUUAACGCACGAUUUCCAUAUAAUGAAUUAUACAAGUUAAUGGAUUGUAUACCAAAAAUUCGUUAUCUAUCAAUUAAUUAUAUUAUUCGUUCUUCUCCAAAUAAUUAUAAUGAAUCAUAUCCUGUUCAAUUAUCAAAAAAUUUUAAAAAAGUUUCAUUUUCACUUGAUUUAAUUCAACUAGAUCAAUUUGAAAAAAUUAUAAAAAAUUUCUUUGGUAAUGUUGAAGUUUUAACAAUUUCAACAAAUUAUGAUGAAGCAUAUUUAGAUGCAAAUAGAUGGGAACAUAUGAUAUCAUGUUAUAUGCCUCAUUUACGUAUUUUUGACAUUAAACAUGAUGGUUGUGCAUCAAAAAGUACAUCAACAUAA